UCCCCUGGGGCAGCGAGCUAAAGCGUGCAUUAGCCUCCGAAACUAACGGACGCCACUAUGAUUGCGCACUACUGGUUGCCAUUCGGCCACUAGGAAUGCGUAAUAACUUCUCAUUCCGAUGAGUAUUCCGAAAUCUUCUCCUUCCCUAACUCUCCAAUUUUCAGUCAUUCUCAUCCAUCUUUAUCGGGCCUAGAAUCUUUCGCGGAACUCUUCUUUUUUUCUUCUUUUCUUGUGGCUACCAAGAAGUUCAACGACUAAUAUUUGUUUUUUAACAUUUAUUUUUACAUCGGUUUUUGUGAUAUCGAAUCUAUCUGACUUGCUGGUAUGUAUUCAAGGGGCUUGCGUUUGGACAACCGGAGUUAUAAUGUUUAUCUCUUUUGGUAUUUGUUUGAUAUUUAAAAAGGAUUUUGAGGCUUUCGUUGAAGAAAUGGCAUUUUGUGAUCGAGCUUUAGACAUACCACUUGUAAAUUCAGUUAUAUCUUUAGCUACUACGACGGGUAAACUCCACGAGUUGAAAAACCUAGUACUUACUUCGCAAAUAAGAGUUUUUAAGAUAACCAAAAUGUUAUUAAAGACAUACGUCGCAAGUGUUUGGUUAUGCGCUACAUUAUAUCUUUGUGGACCGAUUUACAUGAUGACUAUAAGGGAAGACGAAAAUUUACGACUUUUAGCGUUUGAUAUGUGGUUUCCAUGGAGCUUGGAUGAUUUUAAUGUGUACAUUGCGUCAUUCAUAUUUCACGCAUAUACUGGUUAUUUGUGUUGCAUAGCAUAUCCCGGUCUCCAGGCAAUGAUAAUUUUGCUCGUCUGUCAAGUGAUUCGACAACUACAAAUAAUAACAUUCAUAGUGACUUAUCUAGAUGACAUGGUUCUAGAAGUGAUUGGUACUAGAAAUGAGAUGUGGCAAGUCGCUUGCACAUCAGUUUUAUCACAAUGUAUUCAUCAUUAUGUUAGAACGAAACGAUUCGCCAAUCGGCUUAAUGUUAUUUGCCAGCCAUUCUAUUUGGCUUUGAUACUGGUCGCUAUCAUGCUGGUCUGUGUAUGUUCGGUGAAGAUUGCAGUUUCUCCUAAACUAGCAUUGGAAACGUUAAAAUACUACAUUCAUGAAUUUUGUUUUAUUCUUGUUGUAUUCAUGUUUUGCGCGUUGGGACAGCAGGUUGAAAACCAGUGUGAAAAACUAGAAUUAGCAGUGACAGAGAAAUGGUACAUAUUUAAUCGGAAACAUAAAUUCAACGUCUUAGUGUUCAACAUGGCCCUCAGUCAAAGGAUGCCUAUAUUCGUAUUUGGAUCUAUACCACUAUCUCUACCUACAUUCACAUGGUUCAUCAAAACGGGAAUGUCAUUUUUCACUUUAGUGAUGUCAGUGUUAGAAACAUAGACACGAUCAUCUCUCAAAUAUUAUGAAAUAUAGUAGUCUAGUAUUA
Molecule: messenger RNA, 1421 nt
Organism: Pieris brassicae (large cabbage white)
Lineage: Eukaryota; Metazoa; Arthropoda; Insecta; Lepidoptera; Pieridae
Gene: Or49
Product: odorant receptor 4-like
Exons: 9
Coding region: 365-1375 (336 amino acids)
Biological process (GO): sensory perception of smell; detection of chemical stimulus involved in sensory perception of smell
Cellular component (GO): plasma membrane
Molecular function (GO): olfactory receptor activity; odorant binding
Source: RefSeq, a predicted model, not a curated record